Molecule: messenger RNA, 2765 nt
Organism: Physella acuta
Lineage: Eukaryota; Metazoa; Mollusca; Gastropoda; Physidae
Product: cadherin-23
Biological process (GO): multicellular organism development; cell migration; proteolysis
Cellular component (GO): membrane; catenin complex
Molecular function (GO): calcium ion binding; aspartic-type endopeptidase activity; cadherin binding
Source: RefSeq, a predicted model, not a curated record
GAGACUUCACGUGUUUCAUUUGGCUGUUCAUCCGUUUGGCGCUAACAGUUUUAUUUCGCCUUUUGGACGCCCGUACGAGAUUCCAGAGAAGCAGACGGCAGCCAUGCAAAUAGUGAGGGUAGACUGUAGCAUACCUGGCGACUCGUGCAUCUGUAACCUUGAGUCCACGAGACCGCCCAACGGACCGUUCGACGUCUGGUCGUCAGGUUCAACAUCUUACUAUGUGCAUUAUGUGGGGUCAAACAACGGUCAACCCUUGUCAUAUGCGACAACUCCUUCCUACAUGCUGGUCAUUAAGUGCACCAAUAAAGACAGGACCAACUCCAGCUUUCAGGAAUUAGAGAUCGACAUCCGGCCCAAUUCUGUGCCAGAGAUAAUCAAUCAAAAUUAUCCUCAUGACCUAAUUAAUCUGGUGGCUGCUGACGUCACAGUGCCUGGCAAGGAAGUUUACACCGUGACAGCUAGGGACCAGGACAACGACGUGCUGUCCUGUUCACUUACCAGCUCACCAGCUGUCAACUACUUUACCGUUGUCAACAGUCAGUCCACAGGAGGGACAACUGAAUGUGUAAUCAAGUCUAACCUUGACCUUCGAAGUGCGACUGAGCCGAUGGUAAGGCUAGGGGUGUCAGUAUCUGACGGACGCACUGAAGCUAACACCUUUUACAUUGACGUCAACAUAGCACUCAACACCAGACCAGAGAUUGUCAACCUGCCAACCACAGUCACACUUCCAGAGACAGCUAACAGCGGCGUUACCAUAGCAACCUUAAGUAUUGUGGAUCCAGAUGUGUUUGUGGGGAAUCUACAACCUUCAUGCACCGUUUCACCCAGCUCAGAGCAAUACAAGUUUACGUUCGACACGGGCACCAAUAGAAUUCGACUUUCUAGUUUACCAAACGGUGCCCCACCUCUUGACUUUGAGACGACAAGUCAGUACCAGAUCACGUGUCAAGUGACUGAUGGUUUUCUGACAUCGAAGGACGAGGUGGUGACUCUAGUGGUGACCAAUGUAAAUGAGUCACCAGUCUUUGAUGAGGUAGCGUAUUUCUGUGACAUGGAGGAGAGCACGUCUGGGGGAUCGUCAUGUGACUUGAGCGCCAUCAUAACGGACCCAGAAGGUGAUGUCAUAUCCUCUGUUAGCUUUCUCCCAGGAAACAACAGUCAGAGAUUCCGGUACGACCGAUCCAUGUCGACCGUGACCUUUAAUGUGGACUAUGACGUAGACCAGAACUCGAUGCCAGAGACCGUCGUUCUACAGCUGCAGGCAGUCGACGUGCUGGGCGCCUCUAGGACGGUGCCAGUCUACAUCCGGGUCCAUGACGUCAAUGACAACACUUGUGACUUUGGUUCCAGAUCGACCAACAUUUUCCACGCCGACCAGAACACACCGCUAGGAAGUCUGGGUAAUUUCAUAGCCAAGGACGAGGACAGAACUUCUCCAAAUAAUUUAGUGACAUAUGAGGUCAUAAGGGCACUUCCGGCUGACUCAUCCAAUUACAUUGCAGCUUUUCAAGACGGUUCCCUUGCUUACAUAGGAAAGAUCCCUGAGGUCAACGACGGGAAAAGCUACUCACUGGUAGUUCGGUGCAAAGAUGGCGGCUCACCACAGAGAACCUCCGAGGGCACGAUAGUGUUGACGUACCAGACGAGCACAUCAACCACCACCUCAACCAGCACCACCACGACCAGCACCAGCACAACCUCAGCAACGACCACGAGGAAAGCCCCCAGCACAGACAUCUUUGACAGCGACGCCUUCGUGGCCGUAUUCGCCAUCCUGAUGUCGUUGCUACUGCUGGGCAUGUUGACAGGGCUGUACUUCCUGCUACGUCUCUGUGGCUGUUUUAACUUAUGCACCGGUGGAUUGGGUGGAUCUGGUGGAAGACUUUGUCCAGAAGACUUCUGUUGCCCUAAGAAAAAAGUUGAGCCAGAGGAGGAAUUCUACAUCAACACUGUAGUCAGAACAAACGCCAACUACCGCGACCCAUACUGGAAGUCAGGAGACCAUUAUGAAACCGGCACCGGUUACAAUCCGGCUGACGGUGAUCAACUGACGGCUCUUGAUGGCGGCUUCAAGCGUUUGGCCCUACCCGCCCCACCUAGACACCUCGAGUUUUAAAAAAAAGCUUUCAACCAUAUUCAAUCAGUCAUGACUUUAGGUCCAGCUGUCUAUAGAAUGGUCCAUUGACUGACUUAUGGAAGGUCCCUUUUUCAUUCACCUAUUGGCUAAAUGACAGGAAAUGUCAUUCACUGAUUGACAGCAAAUGUCAUUCCCUGACUGACAGCAAAUGUCAUUCCCUGACUGACAGCAAAUGUCAUUCUCUAACUGACAGGAAAUGUCAUUCCCAGACAGACAGCGACUUAACUAACCCCAGGGCUCUACACCUGUACUGUGUAUGCCAUUGUAAGAGGCGACUCCAUAUUUCAGAACGUGUCUUGAUCAGAAGACAGAAAAUACAAAGAUACUUUAGAUGACAGAUUUACAGAAUAUUUUUUUAAUAUGUCUACAUGUGCCGGUAAUUUAAACAAUAUCUCAAAAUUCAAAAUAUGCCCAAUAUUUCAACAAGUUCUCUAAACAUUAACAUGUGCCAAACAUUUCGAUAUCUUCUCGAACCUUCCAUAUGUGCUCAAGAUUUCAAAAUGUUUCGAAAACGUUAAUAUAUGCCUACAAUUGUAACAAAUUCUCUAACUUUUAUUAUUCGCCGAACGUUUUCCAAAUUAUUAAUUUUAACAUUUCCAAAUAAAAUUGUUUUCUCUCCGUU